Molecule: messenger RNA, 2417 nt
Organism: Alligator mississippiensis (American alligator)
Lineage: Eukaryota; Metazoa; Chordata; Crocodylia; Alligatoridae
Gene: CWC27
Product: CWC27 spliceosome associated cyclophilin
Exons: 14
Coding region: 83-1510 (475 amino acids)
Biological process (GO): protein peptidyl-prolyl isomerization; protein folding
Cellular component (GO): catalytic step 2 spliceosome
Molecular function (GO): peptidyl-prolyl cis-trans isomerase activity
Source: RefSeq, a predicted model, not a curated record
CCCAACAUGGCGGGCGACGCGCGGAGCUAGGCGGGCCCGUGGGGGAAGGGGCGCGGCGCGGCCGGAUCGCGGCGGGGGCAGCAUGAGUAACAUCUACAUCCAGGAGCCGCCUACGCACGGCAAGGUUUUACUGAAGACGACAGCUGGAGACAUCGACAUUGAACUCUGGUCAAAAGAAGCACCAAAAGCAUGCCGAAACUUUAUCCAGCUUUGUAUGGAAGAUUAUUAUAACAACACAAUAUUUCAUAGAGUUGUGCCUGGUUUUAUAGUUCAAGGAGGUGAUCCCACUGGUACUGGAUCAGGUGGAGAAUCGAUUUAUGGGGCUCCCUUCAAGGAUGAAUUCCAUUCACGAUUGCGUUUUAAUCGAAGAGGACUGGUUGCUAUGGCAAACGCUGGUCCUCAUGAUAAUGGCAGUCAAUUUUUCUUUACUCUGGGUCGUGCAGAUGAACUUAACAACAAGCACACCAUCUUUGGCAAGAUUACUGGGGACACAAUAUAUAAUAUGAUACGACUGGCUGAAGUAGAAACAGACAAGGAAGAAAGACCACUCAACCCACACAAAAUAAAAAUUAGUGAGGUUUUGUUUAAUCCUUUUGAUGAUAUCAUUCCAAGAGCAAAUAAAAAGCUGAAAAAGGACAAACCAGAAGAAGAAGUAAAAAAGUCCAAGUCCAAAGGCACAAAAAAUUUUAACUUGCUUUCCUUUGGAGAGGAAGCUGAAGAAGAAGAGGUAGAAGUCAACAAAGUUAGUCAGAGUAUGAAGGGGAAAAGUAAAAGUAGCCAUGACUUGCUGAAAGAUGAUCCACAUCUAAGUUCAGUUCCUGCUGUCAAAAGUGAAAAAACAAAUGAAGUAGGUGAUUUAAGUGAGAAGGAAGAUAAUGAUGAAGGGGAUGAAAAUGAAAUGGAUGCUAAUGAAGAAAAUGAAGUGAAGAAUCGCAUUGCUAAAAAGCUGAAAAAAGAUUCAAAUGAUAAUGAAAAACUAUCAUUCAAAGAAGAAGAAAUAAAAACAGAAAAGAAAACUACUACCCGCAGUGAGGAACUACGGAAAGAAGCACGCCAGCUGAAACGUGAACUGCUAGAAGCUAAGCAACAAAGAGAAGAAAAAGCUGUAAAACCAAAAGGAAAGGAAGAGGAAGAGGAAGAAGGUAUGUCGAAGUCCAUUGUUGCAGAAUAUCUUCAAGAGAAGAAGAAGUAUGAAGACAUGCGGAAACGGCAGCCAAAGAAAGGGGCUUCUCGUGAAGAUCAGACACUGGCAUUACUGGACCAAUUCAAAUCAAAGUUAAACCAGGCAAUAGCAGAAACUCCUGAAUGUGAGGUUUCAGAACCUGAGGUGGAGGAUGAUGAAGGAUGGAUGGCACAUGUGCUUCAGUUUGAGGACAGAAGCAGAAAAGUGAAAGAUGCAAGUAUGCAGGAUGAAGACACUUUUGAAAUCUAUGAUCCUCGGAAUCCCGUAAAUAAGAGGAGAAGAGAGGAAAGCAAAAAGAUAAUGAAAGAAAAAAAGGAAAGGAGAUGAAAUGAAUGUAAAGCUGUCCAGAGCUGCCUUGGAAAAUGACUGCAGUACAGGAUUGGCCCUUUAGUAGCUGUAGUUCCUAAAAAUAUCACUCAACAAGUGUGAAAAGGAAUUUCUCAAGAACCUAGUGUCUAAUUCUGAAACAGCUUUCUUAUUUGUUUUCUAAAUUGUGCAGUGAAGUAAGCAAGUGAUCUCUGUGCAUUAUGUAGGCUCUCCUUUGACCAUUUUUAGAAUAUGUUUAAGGUCUACAAUUUAAUUACUAUACAUUGAUAACAUGUGGAUAAUAUGUAUAUAUAUAUUGUAAUGAUAAGGUAUAUUUUGUUUGCUGUUUGCAACCAUAUUUACCAAAAUAAAGAAUUUUUCCCCAUUCUUCAAUUAGUCCUAUGUACAGCCUUUUAAGAUUGAAAUGAUAGAAUUUAAAUUUAAAAUGACCUAUUUUCUGAUUAGGGAGUUUUUGAUAGGCAUAUAAAUAUUUGAACAUGAUUAGUAAUUCUUCAAUAACAUUGUGCCACUCAGAAGAUAAUUUUAUAAAAUUCCAGACUUCCAGGACAAAUUUUUAAAAGUUCCCAACUCUUUUUGAAAAAAAACCUCAAAAUGUAACUUUACAUUAUAGUUGCAUUUUCUUUGUCUUAAGGUAUAUAUCCAAAAAUAUUUGGAAAAUAGAGUUAAAAUACAGAUUUGGGAAUGUUAUUUCACUAGACUUACAGAAUUUUCAAAACUAAAUUAAAAUAGCAAUUAUUGAGGGGAGAGAAAGGGGGGAAAGGGCAAUAAUUGAAAACAUGUACUUUUACUCCCAGAAUGAGAACUGGUAUUUCAAGUGUCCUGUAUCUGGUUUCAUUUUGAUUACUGGUUUGUUUGUUUAUGUUUGUUUAUUAAUAUAAAUAUUAAAAUACAGACAUUGCAACCCAAA